AAAUUUUACGGUUCUGGACGUCGUUACAUCGAACUCCUAAUUUUUUACCGUACUGGACACCUGAAUAGUUUUAAAUAAACUUUGAUGAAUGAUACCUGUGAAAGCAAUCAACAUUCCUUGACGGUAGCCAAAAAGUGACAGUUUUCAAAUAGCGAUCAUCCUUUACCGGCUAACAACAACCAAGUGUGCAAUUAAGAUAAGAUGUGACUUAUCUGAAUAAGCUGGAAUUCACGAAAUAUCGGCGGAACGUGGAAACUCAAGUGAGGUUAAAAAUGUCGUUGAGGGCUAUCAAAUACGAAAAUAAUUCCUUGGAAAUACUGGAUCAGUUGCUGUUGCCCGCUCAGUCCAAGUACAUACAGGUGAAGGGCGUCGAAGAUGGUUGGAAGGUCAUAAAUAAGAUGCAAGUCAGGGGGGCCCCGGCGAUCGCCAUCGUGGGCUGCCUCAGUUUGGCCGUGGAAAUCCGCAACGAAAAGUACGAGAGCAAGAAACAGAUGCGUCAGGAAAUCGAAGGAAAGCUGAACUACUUGGUUUCGUCCAGACCGACAGCUGUUAACAUGAAAAUUGCUGCCGAAGACCUGAUCGAUCUGGCUAAUGAGCUCAGCAAAGAUCCCAAUGUCAGUCUUGAUGACAUGAAAACAAAGUUCCUACAAACUAUAGAAGACAUGUUGGCGAAAGACAUUGCGGAUAAUAAAGCCAUUGGUGAUAACGGUGCCAAGGAAAUAUUAUCGAAUGUUUCAGGUGAUAGUCUAGUUAGAAUAUUGACCCAUUGCAACACUGGGUCUUUAGCAACUGCGAAUUAUGGCACUGCCUUGGGUGUUAUUCGAACUUUAUAUGACAUGAAGAGAUUGGAGCACGUCUAUUGUACCGAAACAAGGCCCUACAAUCAAGGAGCUCGUCUAACAGCUUAUGAACUUGUUCACGAUAAAAUUCCGGCUACGCUGAUUGUAGAUAGUAUGGUAGCAGCCCUAAUGAAGCAUAGGAACAUCACUGCUGUCGUGGUUGGAGCCGACAGGGUGGCUGCUAAUGGAGAUACUGCCAACAAGAUUGGGACAUAUCAGAUCGCCGUUCUUGCAAAAUAUCACGGAGUGCCUUUUUACGUAGCAGCACCGUUCACUUCGAUUGAUAUGAAAGUCCCCAGUGGGGAUCAUAUUGUUAUCGAGGAACGUCCUGAUAGAGAAAUGACCCAUGUCGGGGAGCACAGGAUUGCGGCCAAAGUAUUGUUUCGAUUUCAAAUUAGUUUUAUUCAAUUGACGGUUCAAAGUUUCUUAUAAUAUAGUUUGAAUUGUCUAAUUUUUUUCAAUUUCGAAUCAAAUUUAUUUAAAUGACAGCUCAAAGUGUCUUAUAAGAUAGAUUGAAUUGUCAAUUCUUGUCGUCAUUUUGAAUUAUUGAUUAUUGUUUCAAUUUCGAAUGGGAUUUAUUUAAUUGACAUUUCAAAGUGUUUUAUAAGGCAGUGGGAAUUGUCAAUUAUUGUUUCAAUUUCAAAUCAGAUGUAUUUAAUUGACAGUUUAAAGUGUCUUAUAAGAUAGAUUGAAUUGUCAAUUCUUGUCAGUUUGAUUGUUGUCAUUUUGAAUUGUUAAUUAUCGGUUCAAUUUCGAAUGAGAUUUAUUUAAUUGACAGUUAAAAUUGUUUUAUAAGAUACUUGGAAUUGUCAAUCAUUGUUAGUUUGAAUUGUCUAUAAUUUUAUCAAUUUCGAAUCAGGUUUAUUUAAUUGACAGCUCAAAGUGUUUUAUAAGAUAGUGGAAAUUAUCAAUUAUUGUUUCCAUUUCAAAUCAGAUUCAUUCAAUUGACAAUCUUAUAAGAUAGAUUGAAUUGUCAAUUCUUGUCAGUUCAAUUGUCAUUUUGAAUUGUCAAUUAUUGUUUCAAUUUAAAAUCAGAUUCAUUUAAUUGACAGCUUAAAGUGUCUCAUAAGAUAGAUUAAAUUGUCAAUUCUUGUCAGUUUCAUUGUUGUAAUUUUGAAUUGUCAAUUAUUGUUUUAAUUUCAAAUCCGAUUCACUUAAUUUACAGUUCAAAGUGUGUGAUAAGAUAGAUUGAAUUGUUAAUUAUUGUUUCAAUUUAGAUUGAGAUUUAUUUAAUUGACAGUUCAAAGUGUUUUAUAAGAUCGUUGGAAUUGUCAAUUAUUGUCAGUUUGAAUUGUCAAUUAUUGAGAUAUAUUAUCAGAUUUUUUUGAUAUAUACAUAAAGAACCCCGUAUACUAUUGAAUUUUUAGAAUCUCAUCUGCUUUCCAAUUUGACAU
This is a messenger RNA of Leptinotarsa decemlineata (Colorado potato beetle), 2233 nucleotides long. RefSeq names its product methylthioribose-1-phosphate isomerase. Lineage: Eukaryota; Metazoa; Arthropoda; Insecta; Coleoptera; Chrysomelidae. The record is from RefSeq and is a predicted model, not a curated record. Gene Ontology annotation, molecular function: S-methyl-5-thioribose-1-phosphate isomerase activity.